Molecule: messenger RNA, 6296 nt
Organism: Girardinichthys multiradiatus
Lineage: Eukaryota; Metazoa; Chordata; Actinopteri; Cyprinodontiformes; Goodeidae
Gene: spata2
Product: spermatogenesis associated 2
Exons: 3
Coding region: 555-2255 (566 amino acids)
Biological process (GO): protein linear deubiquitination; protein K63-linked deubiquitination; regulation of necroptotic process
Cellular component (GO): cytoplasm
Source: RefSeq, a predicted model, not a curated record
GAAUUUUUAACAGCUGAGGAGGUGUAACUAGCCAGGCUAACACUUGUUUGAGGUAAGGUACGCGGGGAACGGCGUUUUUGUUCAAAAGACGCUUGAAAAUUGCUGAGAGAGAACCCUUUCGUCAAGAAUGGCUCUCUCUUCCAGAUGAGUGACCUCAAACUCUGCAAAUACAAAAUCAAUGGAACUGCAUAAAUACAGCUUUGAAUUAACAGAGAGCAAUUACUAUCCUUACUAAAUAGGUCUGUGUGACACAGACCUCUUUGUCUGGAAACAAGUUAUGCUUUGAGACUGAGAAGAGAUGCCUACACAACUGUACAAGCUGCUGCCUUGCUCCAUCAACUGAAAGCUACCAGAAAACGGUUUUUUUUUUGUGUUUAGAGGAUGGGCUACUGAGUCUGUCUGCUCUUCUCUCCAGAACAUUGUAAUUGUGUAUGCCAAGGUGGACAGUAAAUAAUGCUUGCCGAAAAUGGUGCUUGAAUGUGGCAUCACAAUUCGAGGCGUGCCUGAAGGGCUGAGGCUCUCUCUAACAUCUGAAUGACAGUCUGUUGCAAAUAAUGGAUGCCAAGUUAAGAGAGGACCUGUUUCGGAGGUAUGUGACAGCGCUGGAAAAGCGUCUGGAGGAGGGAAGUACAGGGACUGGAACUACACUGGAAGGAGACAAAAACAGACACACAGACAGCGAGGGCCUACUGUCCACAGCGACGGCUCUGCUCGGAGCCUAUCAGCCGGAUCCUGGACAACGAUUUCGCAUGGUGCGUUUCUACGAGAUGGUGGAGAACUCGCUCCGAUGCCAGAGAGGAGGCAACCUCAAGAGCCUGGAGAGGGCCUUCCAUACACUGGAAACCAUCUGCACCAACCUCCUGCUCUUCCCUUGGAAAAAAGAGUUCCGAUGUAUAAAGACCUUCACAGGCCCAUAUGUGUACCAUCUGCAGUCUGCCAUAUCUGACGUUGAACUCCAAACCCUAAUGCGUACCAUUGGAUAUACCUGUGACCAUGAUUCACAGUUCCGAUUGCUGGACCACCCAGGGGACAGCAAUCAUCUCCGCCAGUUAGCGUUUGAGCUGUUCCUGGCCCAGGCAGAAUGUCGUCUCCUAGGGGAGGUAGUGGCUCUCGCCCGUGGUUCAGCCUCGGAGCUCGAAGCUCUGGAGCUCCGCCGGGGUUGUAGAGAUGAUGCGGCUGGCUGCGCUGAAGCGCUGCGCCGACGCGACAGCCUUGGGGUAGAUAUAUCUCGGUUGUCUGUUCGACCAUUGGAUAUAGAAAGGCCUCAUGCCCACCACCUGAGACGAGGAAGCCGACCGUCCAAGUCUGUGGAUGUUACAGAUGGGGCAGGUCACUGGCAUCCAGCUGUUAAUAAGCCUGUUUUGAAGGCAUCAUUGAGUCUAAGGAAGGAGCCUCUGUUUGUGGACGCAGAGGAGGAUAUGAAGGAUGAGAUCAUCAGGCCCAGCACCUCGGCAUCUUUUUUCUCUAUCGCAGCUCCACCCUCCUACAGCCCUGUUGCAGACUUUUUUCCAAUGCAGUCGCCUCCACCAGUCGACCCCUACACAUCCUACAAUAUGUCGACCUUGGAUGACAUUGACCUGUACACAGAGAGGGGUGGUGUUGGGACAGGAGGAAGGCAAACUCCUUCUCGACCACCGUCCAGAGAACCCCGUGAUGCCAGGGAUGGCUGGCUGCUUAAAGCUCAUGGUAGUGUGAAGUGUCAGGGUUGUGGACUGGGAUGCUCCCCAAUGGCGUCCUGUCAGAGGUGUGACAUGAUUCUUUGCCCUGCCUGCUAUGAUAUAGACCCAUCCCCCUGUUGUGGCCUCCAGGACUACCACCUAAAAUCCCCACGCCCGCUUGAUGGAUACAUUCCAGUGAAAGAAAAGCUGUCUGUCUACUCUAAUGCUCAGUCACACCCCCAUCUCCAUCCGCACCCCCUUACCCUGACCCACUCUCAUUCUCAUUCCCAUCCUCACCCCCAGAUGUUGGAAAAACCCCUCAUGCCCACCAAACUGUUUCCCAGUAAGUCGGUUGCUAUGACAACACCAAAGGCUGGGAGCACAGAGCGUAUAAGCAUGGGGGGUUCAAGGUGUGGGUUUUGCAACAAGCCAGGUGCAACACACACGUGCGUAAACUGCUCUAAGGUGUCGUGUGACUCUUGCAUGGGGUUGUAUGCAAAAGAUAUGUGCACACGAAAGAAUCCUCAACACAACUUUGUGCCCAACCAUCAGCUCAACUUUAAAUCUGGCACCAUAUCACACGUGGUGUACCGAUGAAGCAGACAGACAGAAUAAUUCCCUGCAGGCGGCUCCCUUAACAUGUAAUGUAGUUUUGCACUAUUGCUCUGCUUCAAUAGGUCUUUCUUUGGUUUCUGUUUUUAAUCUGGUGGUUUCUUCUCCGACUUGUACAUUCUCACCCACUGACAGUAGGCCCAUGGAAUGCACAUGCCACAGAUUCAUAUCAUUAACCCAGCUCUCUGCUCGGCAUGGGCUGGUAUGAGGUCCUCACGGUAUGAUGAUCUUGACUAAAAAUACAGCUGUGUCACAAACAAUUUAAAACAAACAAUGUUAAACGAAUCAGAAGCAUUAGUUGUUCGCAUCGCUGCUGAAAGUUUGAGACAGUGAUCAUUAUAGGUAUAUCUUUUACAGUUAUUGCUAAAUUUAGUAGUAGUUUUGAACUGUUCCUUCAUCUUUUUAUGGUUCUGGUCUUUAUAAUAGCCAGACUAAUUGUGUGACUAUCUGCACUGGCAGCCAGCCUUGAUAACAGUGACCCUGUUAAACCGUAGGAACAGAAAGACGAACAGUUUUAGUUUUGAAAGCUCAAUUUGUAACACCUUCUUAUACCUCAGUACCUAUAACCGGCCCAUGCCUAGUCUCUGCCUUGUAAAGCUGCAAGCCUUUUCUCUACUAUCGGUUUUAUCAGAUCAUGUGCUUUUGUUGUUGUUGUUGUUGUGCUUCCCAUUGUUCUCAGAUUUUUACUCUACUCCAGGGGAAAACUGGACAAGUUAAUUCAAUUUCAUCUCAUUUUGAAUGAAAUCUGUCCUGAUGAACAUUAUACACUUUGCCUAACUUCGCAGCUAAAGAUUCUUCUAAUAUAUAAAUACAUAUACAUAAAUAGAUACAGUAUAUAUUUAUGUAUGAAUGUGUGUAUGUAUGUGUAGAAAAGACCUCUGAGCUUGCCUAAUAUUAAAGAAAUGUUUGAGAAAACUUGAAAAAACAUAAACACUGGAAGUCAGUAACUGUUCUCUGGGACAAUGUGAGACUGUUAAAUAGGCACGAGGAUGUACAUCUCGCAUAUGCUGGUGUACGGUGGAAGAUAUCCGUAAGAGACGUGUGUUCUAUUUAAAAUAUGCCUUGUAAAUUUACCCUGAAAUAUUUGUGAUUUUUUUUUUUAUGGCUCAGUUUUAAACGCUGCUGUGAACUCGAGACGUUAAAGAUGUUUGGCAUCGAUUUCUGUCAGACAGUUGGUGUCAGAUCCAAGCCUGGUCCCUUUUCAUUACUCCCCAAAAACCCCACAUAACUCAUGAGGCCUCCUCCACAAAUUAGUGAUUCUCCGUCAGUUUCAGGUGGGGGGAAAUGUAAUGCUUGUUAACAAGUCAAGUGACUAAAAAAAAUGUAAAACUGUUUGGUUUUUGGCGGUCUGAAGAUGUGUGCUCCUCAAUGGUUUCUGUCUAUCUCAAUUCACAUCAGCUUACACCCAGUUUGAUAUUGUGGAUUCAAACUUGUCUCUAUAUUCAGAGGAAAAAACACAGAAGAACAAAGCAUUUCAUCAACAAUUUGUCUGUAAUUAAAACGUUGUUUAAUAACCUCAGAAAACCAUCUAGACUUACUAUAAACUGAAUCAGUUUUAGAGGUUUAUUUAGUGAAGGAGAGUUUUUUUUUUUCUUCCAUUUGAAUAAUUUGCAGAUAAAAAGCUGGAAUACAUGUGAAUUCUAAGAACGCAUUAUUUAACCUGGCUACAAAAAUACUUUAAUUUAUUUAAUAAGUAGCAUAACCUGUUUUAAUUUCAUUUUGAAAUUUCUAUUUUGCAUUAAUGAACUGGGUUGCAUUGUUUUCUCCUUUUGGUUAGAUUUGCAAAAGACAGAAACCUGUUGCAGUUCAGUGUAGCACUGACAGCUCAGAGCCUCAUGAUUCAUUUAAACUUCAUCACUUUCUAAUAUAGAGAUAUAUAACAUUAACACUACGUCUUGGAGAUGCACCAAUCAAUCAGCCAGAGAGUGAAACAGGAAUAAUUUUCCCUUGAUCGGCUCUGAUGGAUGAUUGGCAGGUUAGUUCAGUGUAUAGAUGCAUCAGCAAAUGGCAUGUAGCUUGAUGCAUAUAGAUAAAGGUUAGGGAUUAAUGCUUUGAUGCAUAUAUGAGGAUAAUGUUCUUUUUUACGUUUGAUUUAACACUACUGCUACUGUCGAAGAACCUUCAGCAAAUUUGUUAUCCUUUUUUUUUAUGCUAUAGUGCUGAAAAUAAUGGAAUCAGUAGAAAAGGCUUCAAAGAAAAUGGGACAUCAGCAUUGGCCAGGAAAAGCCUGAUUGGUGCAUCUCUUAACUUUUUUUUGUUCUGAAAUGUUACUUUUGAGCACAGCUUGUGCAUUGCAAGUUUACAUGAAUUGAACUUCUUGAAAUCUUUUAGCUUGCUGUAAAACACGGAGCCCCCCUUAGAUCUGUUGUUGGAGAUAUACUGCUUAGGUUUAAGCAUUAGCCCAUACUUCAGUGGGAACUGGUAGUGUUUAUUCUAGUUCUCCAUUUAAAAAGGCUAUAGUUACCAAGGGCUAAUUUUCAGUCACUUCUCAUUAAAAAAAAAGUUAGUCUGAUUCAUUUUAAGACUUCUUGGCUGCUUGAGCCUUUAUGUGCUGUCAGGAUUAACCUCCGAAUGCCUUACGACUGUAUAACUCUCUUAUCAGAGAAUAUUUAGUUAUUUUUUUAAUGUUAUCAAAUAGUAGGUUUUACCAAUCUGUUAGUUCAGUAUUGUUAUUUCAUCUCCAGGCUCCAAUUGUAAAAUUCAUUUGUGCAAUGAAGAAAAUAUGAAACAAAAGUAGACAAGGUUCCAGAUAUUUUUUAAGGUGCAUCUUGAAUUUUUUUAAAGCAUAAUAUUAUACACCUGUAUUGGGGUAAUGUGAUGUAAUGACCAUGUCUAACUAAGAAGUUAAAUAUUUGUUUUCUUUAUGUAGAUGUUAUCUGAACUGAUAUUGGAUUCAGGAAGCAAUGACUAAUUUUGAACCUUUUCGUUCCUUAAAACCUGAAGUCAUGUGUCGUGUCUUAAACCUUUUAAAACGGAUAAAAAAAGGAAUGUUUCGAUAUCAGCUUGAUGUAGGUUGAAGGCUCUCUAAGAUAUGUCAACAUUAGCCAAGCUCAUGUAUCAAAAAGUCUUGUGAUCUUUAGGGAAAUGUGCAAUUUUUUUUUUUUCCAUCCAGCCAAGCCUUUCUAAAUGUUUCAGCAUUGCUGUAUUUCAGUAGCUCUGUUUGCAAAUCAUAACCAGCAUCAACGAGAACUUUCAGAAGUAUUGAGCCAUGUCUCCAGAGUCAUAAUUUUGCCAAGUGAAGAACAACUCUCUCCUUCUCUCUCUCUCUGGAGUGGAAACAAAUAUAUUGUAUAGCUUGUCUGGAUGUAAAGUUAAUGUAACAUAUAAACCUGUGAUUUUUGCUGAAAGUAAGUUUUUGUCUGUAGAUCCUGGGCUACUAAGAAGCCUAGGAAGGAAAUCAUCAACAUAGAAAACCACUUACACUCCAUUUGACGUGGCUCUGACUGUAAACAAUAGAAAGAUGACUUGUGUUGGUCACUACAAAGGGCUAAACAGUCUUGAGGGCUGCCUUUAGAUGGGUUGGCUCUAUUUUAGAAGUUAAAUGAGAAACUGAUGUUGUGGUAGUUUACAUUUAUAAACUAUGAAUUACUGAUUUCUUGGAUGAAAUAAAGUUGUACAUCAAUCUUACUCCAGAAAUACUCAAGACAUUGUGGAAGAUGAUACUCCCUUUACCUUUUUUGUGGUUAUCUAACCAGUAUUAUUACUGGUUGUGUAGUUAGGCUGCCUCAUUCAUCCCCUGUUUCUAUAGCCUUUCUCCUGGCAUGCUUUGUUCAGAACCAUCCCCAAAUCCCAAACACCCACCUACCUUGGCACUAAGGAUCAUCGCACAAUGUGUUUGUGAAGGGGUUGGUAACUUAGGAUCAGUGUGUAGGCAUAAAUGGGGUAGAAAGGGAAAAUAGCCAAAACUGUUAAUUGGUGAACAUUAUAUAUAUAAAUAUAUACAUACACAAAUAUAUAUAUAUAUGAAAAAGAAAUGUAAAUGAGAUUUUAUAAAAUAAUUUGAAGAAUAAAAUUCUAAAAACACAA